Salvia hispanica is the source of this 1201-nucleotide messenger RNA. RefSeq names its product RPA-interacting protein A. Lineage: Eukaryota; Viridiplantae; Streptophyta; Magnoliopsida; Lamiales; Lamiaceae. The record is from RefSeq and is a predicted model, not a curated record. Gene Ontology annotation, cellular component: nucleus. Gene Ontology annotation, biological process: protein import into nucleus.
CUCCACCAACGAAACCACCGCGGCGGUAGCUGAACUCUAAGUUGAUUAUUCUAAAAAUUUGACUCUAGAAUGCAGAUCGAUCCACAAGAAAUCGUUCCGACAAAUUUAUUUGCGGUUUCGAGAGAGAACAAAUUUGAGGCAGCCUGUAACCAAAUAAUGGCGGGAGACGGUGAGGAGAAACAGCUACGAAACCAUCGCCCUUCUUUGAAAACUCCUCCUUCCUUCAGUAAUUACACAAAUUGGAAAAGCAAGCUCCGGGAGAAUUGCUUCAGAAGGGUUCGGGAGGAUCGAUCCCGGUUGCUCUGGAAAUUGAGACUACCCGAUGUUAAGACCCAAUCUUCCAACAAUAAGGAUCUUAUCAAUUCAAGCCUUCAAGGCAUAGUGUCUGAUGAACUAAGAAAAAUUAAGGGAUCAUCACUUGAUGAAAGUUCAGCUCCAACAUGUUGUAGUGCUACUGAUGACAUGAUAUGGGAAUAUGAUGGUCUUCAGACAGCUUAUGCAGGCGACUGCGAAGAGAUUCUGUUAGAAAUGCAAAGAAUAUUCUAUGAGGAUCUUGGGCAAGGAGAAAUUAGAAAAGAGCCUGAAAAUUUGAUCACAACAUGGGAGGAUGAAGAAGACGAAUAUUUGGCUCGAGAAGUGUAUGAUCACAUGCAGCUAAAUAGUGAUCAGGUUACACAGGAGGUUUGGUGUCCCAUCUGCAAACAAGGGAAGCUACAGGAAAAUAGCCAUUCUAUAUAUUGCAGUUGUUGCAAAUUCGAACUAAAAAGAGACCAUGAGGUUGAUCUGAACUUCUUAAAGCUGAGGCUGGGCGAAGCUCACACAGAGCAUCUUGUUAAAGGAUGCAGACUGAAACCUGAGUUCUGCGUUGAAACCAAGUUUCAACUGACUGCAAUAUACAUCAAGUGUGUAGGCUGCGAGACAUUUGAUAUUGUGCUAUAACCGGUUACCUUACAACGAGGCCAGGGAGAUGAUGUGUAGCCAACUCCGGGUAAAGGAAAUCAAAGGUUGCAUUUGGUAAUUAUUGCUUCAUGCUGCCAUUUUUUGUAAUUGCAUUCCUGAAAGAAUGCUUUAAUACAGAAACAGUUUUGUUUUGUAUCUUCUGUGAGGAUUCUAGUUUCUUGAGGAAUGUGUAGAGCAUACAUACACCAUACCAGUCACCUGUAUAUGUUAAAAAUGGCAUCUUGUUUCUGAUAGUUCAAAA